AGCUGACGUGUACCAGUCCAGCUAUACUCAGGUAGUGCUCUGCUAUCAAACCACGGGAGGGAAUUAGGGGCGGUUUGAUGCUGACCGACUCAGAUCAACCUAAGUCUAAGUCAUCAACCACAAGGAAGGCCCGAACAGGCAAGAUAUAGCGGAGACCUUCAAUCCAUCAGUCGCGGCCCAGACAUGAAUCUGGGUCCGAGAGAUGACAGAGACCUGCAGACUGCCAGACGUCAUGUCAGUAGGGUCCCAGUCAUUCUCCCCUGGUGGGCCCAAUGGUAUCAUUAGAAGCCAAUCCUUUGCUGGUUUCACCACACAGCAAGAACGGAGGUCCAGGUGUCAUUCUUUCAUUGGAAAUAACGGAGCUGUCAAAAAGCCACAAGGAAAAUCAAAGAAGAUGAACAGUUCAUCGCAUAAAAACAGCAGUAGCUCCAAGGACAUCCAGCCGAAACGGAUGGAGGAAAUGUACGACUCGCUGAAGAAAGGAUUGAGCAGUGAGUACCUCGAAUUCCAUCAGGCAGAGUUGGAUAAACUCACCACUCAGCUGAAAGAUAUGAAGAGCAACUCCAGACUGGGCGUUUUGUACGACCUGGAUAAGCAAAUCAAAUCAAUAGAAAGAUACGUGAGAAGACUGGAGUUCCACAUCAGUAAGGUGGAUGAACUAUAUGAGGCAUUCUGCAUCCAGAAAAGACUGCGAGAGGGAGCGGCUAAAAUGAAGCAGGCUUUCUCAUCGUCACCUUCUACCAAAGGGGCCCGGGAAAGCCUAGCCGAGAUAAAUAGGAGCUACAAGGAAUACACAGAGAAUAUGCACUUAGUUGAAGGCGAGAUGGAAACUCUUCUGGGAGAAUUUCACAUUAAGAUGAAAGGUUUAGCCGGCUUUGCACGUCUCUGUCCAGGAGAUCAAUAUGAAAUUUUCAUGCGCUAUGGUCGUCAGCGCUGGAAGUUAAAAGGGAAGAUAGAAGCCAACGACAGACAAAGCUGGGAUGGAGAAGACAUGAUCUUCUUACCACUGAUUAAUGAAUUAUUCUCAAUUAAGGUGUCAGAGCUGAAGGGACUGGCUACACAUCUCCUGGUUGGCAGCGUUACCUGUGAAACAAAGGACCUAUUCACAGCCAGACCUCAGUUGGUUGCUGUUGACAUCAACGACCUUGGCACCGUCAAGCUAAACCUUGAAGUCACCUGGUAUCCAUUUGACAAGGAAGAUCUGACCCCAUCCACUGGAAAUCUAAACAAGGCUACCUCUGUGCAGAGACGAUGCUCCAUAUAUAGCCAAAACACCCCAGAUACUCCCACCUUUGAAGACUACUCCUUCUUUACUUCCUUACACGAGGAUAAUGCCUUUGAGAACGGGAUCUUGGCAGGCGAAAAAUCUAUGUCCCUCAGCUACAGCCACCUUGCAAAUGGAACCUGUAUUACCACACCCACUCUGACAUCUGCUCCUCGGGUCUACUCCAACCCUGAAAUCACUGUGACUCCACCAAAUGCUCAGGACGAAGACUCGGGAUCCCAAACAUCAACAAGUGCAGUGGAUGAUGCCGUGGCAUCACCAGAGGAACCAGCUCAAAGAACCAGUUGUCGGUCUUCCUUUGCAUCUGAUCCAGGAGAAGAAGAGCGAGACAACCAGGCAGUAUCCUCCAUGCGGGCAGAGCAUGACCAAUGUGCUCCAGACCGCGGAAACGAGGUGUUUUUAGAAUCUGAUGUCGCUGUUGGACUGCUUCAAGACUCGGACGAGAUGUCUGACCUCAAGCCUGUUGAAUUGGACACAUAUGAAGGCAAUCUGACCAAGCAGCUGGUGAAGAGGUUGACCUCAGCAGAAAAGCUGCUGGGCUGCAACCCACAGGAAAUGGAGGGAUUCAUCACCAGCGAUUGCGAGGGGAUGAGGCCCGUGUCAGAGAUGAGGCUGGAGGAAGCUCUGCAGGGCCUCUUCCUAGCGCUGGAGCCACAUAAGGAGCGGUAUAAGGAGCUUCAUGAUCUGGAGCAGGAACUCCUGCGUCUUGAGGAUCUCCUUAAGUGCAAACCGAGUGUUAACAGAAGCAGGUCGUCAAGUUUAAGUCUGACUGUUGAGAGUGCUUUAGAAAGCUUUGAUUUCCUAAACACUUCAGACUUUGAUGAUGAUGAUGAUGGUGGGGAUGGUCCUGACUCUGAAUGUUCUGACAUCGAAGCUGAGACCAAUGUUGGCAGCUCCGAGCACCCCGAAGCCAGGGGUCAUUUGAGUGAGGCAUUGACGGAAGACACGGGGGUUGGCACUAGUGUGGCUGGAAGUCCUCUGCCUCUUACCACGGGAUACGAAAACCUUGACUUCACCAUUGCAAAGCACUUGCAGCACUGUGAUCAGCUAUUGCAGAGACUCAUGUCCUUGGAUGAAUAUCCAAUCAAUCGGCAGAGGCUCCUGGAGAAGAUUUCUCAGCAGGCACUAGUACUGGAAAACAUGACUGAGCUCAGCACAGAGAAAGUGGGAAGCCUCACUUCUGCAGUAGAAGUUAUCCCACGGCUGCAGGAACAACAGGCUUUGCUCUCCCUCUGGAUAGAGAGCUGCGGGUCAGGGAAUGUGUUCUAUGCACCUGUUGAAAAGCUGAUGAAACAAAUUACUCUUCAGUUUGCCGAGACUGUGAACAAAAGGUGUCCAGGUCAUUCUGACACAGUCAUCAGAAUACUUAUGAAUCAGAUGCUAGACAGACCUGAACCAUUGCCUGCCUCUAGCCUCUCACAGGUGGUGGUGACCAUCUUCCAAUUCGACAGCUAUCUGACCAGCCACAACCUUACUGACCUGGGAGAUCACCUGGAACAGCUGGCAAAUGAAGUCUCUCUGGUGCUGACUCUUCAAUCUUCACAUGUGGAAAUGGUGUUACAAAAGCUGAGGGCGGAGACAGGUCAGAACCUCCAACCUUUGCAGGAGACACUUAAGGCAAUAGCUUUCCUUCUGCUGGAAGCCAGCAGAGACCUUGUCCAGGCCACCACAUCUUUCCUUGUUGCAGCUUCACUGAACAAGAAUUUCAGAGAAAAGGCUGUGAUGUAUUACACAGAAGCACUGACUCAGCCAAACGUAAAGAUGCAGAGAGCAGCAUGUACAGCGUUGAAAUGCAUCAAAAUGUGUGAAAGCAUCGACAUUCUGGUGAGUCUGUGCCAGUCUGAGCGAGAAGUGAUACGGCAAAGUGCAGCAGAAUCACUCCUCUCACUAGGAGAGGAAGGUCGCUUGGCAUACGAACAGCUUGACAAAGUCCCUCAAGAAAUUGUGCGACUUGCAGGGAGACGGAGCAAUGCGGUCAGCACUGCGUUUUAACGCAAGCUCUUGCCAAAGUGUCCUUCACUGUUACAGACUGCUCAGCCAGCUGGAGCUCUGUGUUAAAGAUCUGCCACAGCAGCAGAUGGAAGAGAAGCAGAGACUACAUGCCCAGAUGAGAGAUCUUGGACCACAAAAGAUGCACCUUCCCCGACACAAGUUAGACUGUGAUAUGCACUGAAAAUAAGGCUAACCAACCGAUGUGAGAGUUAUCUCAUGCAAACUUACUUUACCAAAGUUUAUUUGAACUAACGAAAAAAAUGAAGUUUUUGUGUUAAAUUAUUUAUAAUUCCAAAGUUCUGACAGCUGGAUUUCCCCGUUUCUCUUAUUUUGUCAGAGUUCACAUUAGCAUUAUUUUUAAACUUGAACAAAUAGGGGUACAGCAUGUGACCCCUGAGUGGCUAGCACAGGAGAGAUGUAGGUGAAUAUUGUGUGAAGGGUGGAGUGGGAGGGAGUCUCCCAGAAGUGGACUCUGGGCUUUUAGUUUCUAUGUAUCUAUAUAUACCAUCUACCGGUUUGUGUUCUUGCUUUCUAUUGCCUUUCCAGGUCACAUUGCCUUGAUGUCAGGAGGUACUGGCGCUAUAGUGCAAAGAGCGCUUGUGGCAAGGGAGUUGCAGUUAUGCUAUUAGUCCUUUGAAGUUCGCAUCAGUGACAUACUUGCAGAGUUGGGCAAUUUACUUUUGCCUUAGAGGAGUUUUAGCAGCGGAAGGGAAAAGUACUCUGCAGAAGAUGACAAUAUAAACAUGUAGUGCAGUACCUGUGGAUAUUGUAAAUAUGUAGCAUGUUUUUUUGAUUGCAAAUCAAUGUCGGGCAGAUUUCUCCUCCAAACAAACUGUAAAAUAAAUGGAGCGGAGAUGUCAGUUUUGAAAUGUUUCAGAUCACGGAUUUAUUGUAGCAAUGCGAAGUCUGGAAACCCACCCAGUUUUGCCCUGUGAGACCAUUUUGUUCGUACAAUUUAAGAUUGUGCAGAAGUUCGGACAAUUCUGUCCUAUCUUGGAAGCUGUUUUUCCUGAAGUUCUUAAAAAUAAAAAAAAUUGCUUUGUAUAAAGAUCGAAUUUAAGAAUUUGCUACAGUUCGCGAUUCCACAAAUCAUAAAGUUGAAGAUGAAAUAGUCUUAGAGGAUAAGACAAUGUGGAAUUUCAGGCCAGUGACUUUGGUCCUAUUUAUAAUGUUAUUAUGAUGCAUGGUUUACCUGUGGAGUAUCAGGUAAGCAGAAACUGAGGUCUAUAAGAGUCUAAUUCUGAACCAUGUAGUUGUUAAAGAUGUAAUUAAACCUGUGGUUAAAUAUUCUGCUGUUAAGUAAUCUAAACUAAAGUUACAUUUCUUUGCCUUGUUAUAAGUGAUUGUUCCCAAGGAAAAGCUACAAUCCUUUUGUUCUUCCUAAAUGGCAUUUUUAAAAUAAAAAAAACUGAUGCAUUAUUUCCCUACUAGCAUAUGUAAUCCUUGUUCUAUUGUCUUUGUAACGUAAUGAAAAAGCAAUAUGUAUUCAUCGCUCGCAUGGAUGACAAUUUUUCAUUAAAUAAAUAGCGGCUAAGUGGAUUGCCUGGAGCAGCACUAAGCCAAAUACAGCUA
Callorhinchus milii (elephant shark) is the source of this 4849-nucleotide messenger RNA. It is a transcript of the gene ripor2, whose product is annotated as RHO family interacting cell polarization regulator 2. The record is from RefSeq and is a predicted model, not a curated record. The coding region runs from base 203 to 3277 and encodes 1024 amino acids. Lineage: Eukaryota; Metazoa; Chordata; Chondrichthyes; Chimaeriformes; Callorhinchidae. The transcript has 22 exons.